CCCAUUUGUAUACCCAUCUAACAGCUUCCAGUUUUGACAUUCCUUUGCCACCAGAACGACUUUCCAACUUCCCCGUGGGUUUCUGUUAGGUGAAAAUGGCACAAUGUUUGGCUCCUUCAGUGCAAUGGCAGAUGAGGUUAACAAAGAAUGCCAUGGAAACGAGCUCUAUGACAUCCAAAAUGUGGAACUCUUUGUCCUUGAAACAAAGCAAGAAAGGAGCACUCAAGACCUCUACGAAAUUUAGAAUAUGUGCUUCAUCAAAUGGAACCAUUAACAGGAUGGAGGACCUACUAAACUUGGAUGUAACUCCUUUCACUGAUAAGAUUAUUGCUGAAUACAUUUGGAUUGGAGGUUCUGGGACAGAUGUGCGCAGCAAAUCAAGGACACUCCCAAAACCAGUAGAGCAUCCUUCUGAGCUUCCAAAGUGGAACUAUGAUGGAUCAAGCACCGGGCAAGCACCGGGAGAAGAUAGUGAAGUUAUCUUAUACCCCCAGGCGAUUUUUAAGGAUCCUUUCCGUGGUGGCAACAACAUCUUGGUAAUCUGUGAUGCAUACACCCCCCAAGGCGAGCCUAUCCCUACAAACAAACGUGCUAAGGCUGCUGAGAUCUUCAGUGAUCCUAAAGUUGUAUCGGAAGUCCCCUGGUUUGGAAUUGAGCAAGAGUACACUUUGCUUCAACCAGAUGUGAAGUGGCCUUUGGGUUGGCCUGUUGGAGGCUACCCUGGUCCUCAGGGCCCAUACUACUGUGGUGCUGGUGCAGAUAAGUCGUUCGGAAGAGAUAUAUCUGAUGCACAUUACAAGGCUUGCUUAUAUGCUGGAAUUAACAUCAGUGGAACCAACGGUGAAGUCAUGCCUGGACAGUGGGAAUUCCAAGUGGGUCCUAGCGUGGGAAUUGAAGCUGGAGACCAUAUCUGGUGUGCCAGAUACCUUCUUGAGAGAAUUACUGAGCAAGCUGGUGUUGUCCUCACACUUGAUCCUAAGCCCAUCGAGGGAGACUGGAACGGAGCAGGGUGUCACACGAACUACAGUACACUAAGCAUGAGAGAAGAAGGUGGAUUUGAAGUAAUCAAGAAGGCGAUUCUGAACCUUUCCCUUCGUCACACAGAGCACAUCAGUGCUUAUGGAGAAGGAAAUGAGAGAAGAUUGACGGGAAAACACGAAACUGCCAGCAUCACCACAUUUUCAUGGGGAGUAGCUAAUCGUGGUUGCUCCAUCCGUGUGGGGCGUGACACCGAGAAGGCGGGCAAAGGUUACUUGGAAGAUAGGCGUCCGGCAUCAAACAUGGACCCAUAUACAGUGACUGGAUUACUUGCAGAAACUACACUCCUGUGGGCGCCUACUCUUGAGGCUGAAGCUCUUGCUGCUCAGAAGUUGGCAUUGAAUGUGUAGAAACUUCAUCAUAUAAAUCGAAGAAAACAUCAUCAUCGUUCUUCGAAAGCUCGGUUUUCUGUUUUUAGUUGAUUUCUUGUAGAUAAAGCUCCCAUCCCAAAAGCAAACCGUUGGCUUCAUAUGUCAAUUUAUUUUCAGAAAUUGGGUGUUGUUUUAAGACUAUGUUUGAUCAGUUUAUGCAUAUUUUGAUCUCUUUUUCAAUUAAAGAAAAGACCCUUGUGGUUUUGGGGGGGUAUUUUCUAAAUCAUAAAUAAUGAAGAUGAUUCUCUUUGUUAAA
This is a messenger RNA of Cynara cardunculus var. scolymus (artichoke), 1665 nucleotides long. RefSeq names its product glutamine synthetase, chloroplastic. Gene Ontology annotation, cellular component: cytoplasm. The record is from RefSeq and is a predicted model, not a curated record. The transcript has 14 exons. Gene Ontology annotation, molecular function: glutamine synthetase activity. NCBI's taxonomy places the organism in Eukaryota, Viridiplantae, Streptophyta, Magnoliopsida, Asterales, Asteraceae. Bases 96 to 1388 code for a protein of 430 amino acids.